GGCACGAGAAGCAAACCCACAAAGAUCUGGGGUUUGCGUCAACCUGCAAAUUUCCAGAGUGCAGCUCUCUCUUCAGAGGCCUUCUGUGUUCUACACUUUUUUGCAUCCUUGAGAUCUUUGUUUUUGUUGAAGUGAAGCACGGAGAGGAAGGAAGAUUUUUGCCUUCAAUAGCUGAACUAAAAGACACAAAAUCUGCUCAAAAUUAAGGUCGACUUUCAGAAUGAAGGUGAUCGUGUUGUUUGUGUUUGUGCUGGGUGCACUCUCUGCAGCAGGGGAAGUUUUCUUUGCAAAUGUUGGGGGGAAAGUCACAUUGAACUGUGGGGUCAGCAGCUACAGACACACUCUGCAGUGGUAUCAUGGAUAUGACCUUCUUCAUACAGUUUAUCAGAGAGGCUACACGCGCAGAGGCAGUGUUGAUCUUGCAUGGAGGUCAGUCAUGAGACAGACGAAUCUGGAAAUCUCCAGUGUGAAAGAAACAGAUGCUGGAGAGUUCACAUGUUCGGCAGAUGGGACAUAUCAUGAACAUUCACUUUUUGUGGUCUCAGUUUCGGUCUCUGUGACUCCCUCUGCUGUUCUCAAGCUGUGUGACGAGGCAACGCUCCAGUGUGAGGUGAAACAUCUGCCCCAAGGUUGUGAAGUGAAGUGGAAGAGCCCAAAUGCUGAUUCACCUGAAUGGCCAUCAACAGUUCAACUCAAACCUGUAACAAGCUCACAUAAUGGGACCUGGGAGUGUAUCAUCACCUGUGAUGGCAAACAACUGAGUAAGAGUAUUACUAUAAAGGAGCCUCCAACUUCAACAACUCCACCAACCACCCUGAAGAACAUCACAUUAUUUGUAACGAGUGUUCAGGGAACAACAUGUACAACAUGUAUAACAUGUACAACAUGUACUGCCAACGAUUGCCCACUGGGACUCUCCUGUUGGAUGUGGAUUGCAAUCGGAGUCUGCUGCCAGUUUGGGAUGCUCCUGAUUGUUUGUGUCACUGUCUUGUGUAAGUGCAUGAGUAGAAGGAUGGUAUGUGAGGAAAGGCGUCCAUCAAAUGUUUAUGUAUAGUGUUGAUAGCUGUGGUUACAGAUUAUGUUGGUCUAACCUCUUCGCCGAAUGUGUAACUGAUCAGAUUCAUAGUUUCACUACACCAAGCUCUUACAAAGUCCCGGACAUUUCACAACUGGCAAAAGUCUAAUUGAGUGUCUCGGAUUAUCUAUUACACUCUUCAGUAAAUCAGUAGAUGUACAGAUGAAGUAUUUGUUUUGUUUCCUGGGCUUUGCUGAGUAAAACCGAGAACCACCUGAAAUCUCUCAGACAUCUGUUCAGGCUUUUCUCCCGAAUUACACUUUAUGGCCAAAAGUAUUUAUUCAUCUGCCUCCAAACCGAGUGACAUCCCAUUUUUAAUCCAUAGGAUU
This is a messenger RNA of Oreochromis niloticus (Nile tilapia), 1404 nucleotides long. RefSeq lists its product as uncharacterized. NCBI's taxonomy places the organism in Eukaryota, Metazoa, Chordata, Actinopteri, Cichliformes, Cichlidae. The coding region runs from base 221 to 1054 and encodes 277 amino acids. The record is from RefSeq and is a predicted model, not a curated record. The transcript is spliced from 7 exons.